CAAAUACGCAACGGUGACGGUCACAUCUCCAAGCGACCCGGCUGUCCAGUCAGAAAGCGGGAGGCAGCAGCUUGUUUUGGGCCAACAUGUAAACAGAGAUUUAUUCUAAAAAACAAAACAAAAAAAAAACCAAAAAAAAAAACCGAAGAGAUCUGACUGAAUCUUUGGAAACGGCAGGGAUUUUACUCAGAGAACUGAUUUAAAAAAACAAACAGCGGAUCGUCGCUUCACCUGGUAACCGACUACGUGCUCUGAAUGAAGAAGAUGCGCUGAACUGGACGCCGUUGUCAAAGACAUAGAUGUGAUUAAAAAUAACGAUAGUAAUGAUGACAACCGCUGUCAACAUCUGUCUCCAAACGUGCCGGAGCUGAAGGCGAAGCGGAGCGCUCUCUCUCUCUCUCUCUCUCUCUGCGAGGUGCGAUGGAAGACAAAAAUGCGGCGUUUUAGAGCUUCUUCUUCUUCAGGUCAUUUGAAUCUCCAAAGCCCCUGAGUCAGGAAUUUAUCCUUCACAUCUCCCCCCCCCCCCCUUUUUUUUUUUUUUUCGUUUAUAGACUUGUUGUCUUCUGCAGCGCAGUGAGGAGGAUGGUGUUUGUCCUUCAAGUGAUUGUCAUGUCUUCGGCGUUUUUCAAUCCCAGCUUCGCUUUCAGUUCCCACUUUGAURCAGACGGGGCGCCGCUGAGCGAGCUGUCCUGGCCCUCGUCUCUGGCAGUUGUUGCCAUCUCCUUCUCCGGCCUCUUCACGUUUGUCUUCCUCAUGUUGGCUUGCCUUUGCUGCAAGAAGGGAGACAUUGGCUUUAAGGAAUUUGAAAACACAGAGGGAGAAGAGUACCAGGCAGACCUCUCCGCUCUGGCCUCGCCUUCCUCCCAGAACGGGCCCGAGGUUUACAUCCUGCCCCUCACUGAGGUCUCCCUGCCUGUCUCYAAGCAGCCAGGCAGAUCAAUACAGCUGUUGAAAUCUUCUGACAUUGGCCGCCACAGUCUGCUGUAUCUGAAAGAGAUCGGACAUGGCUGGUUUGGAAAGGUUUUGUUGGGGGAGGUCACUGCAGGCAUCAGCACCACCCAGGUGGUGGUGAAGGAGCUGAAAGCCAGCGCAAGCGUCCAGGACCAGAUCCAAUUCCUAGAAGAGGCCCAGUCAUAUCGAACCCUUCAGCAUCCUGCACUCCUGCAAUGCCUGGCGCAGUGUUCAGAGGUCACUCCCUAUCUACUGGUCAUGGAGUUUUGUCCUCUGGGAGAUCUUAAGAAUUACCUCGGCAGUUGUCGGGCUACUGACUCCGAGACUCCAGACGCCUUGAUCCUGCAGAGAAUGGCUUGUGACAUUGCUUCAGGACUCCUGCACCUACAUAAAUACAAUUUUAUCCACAGUGACCUGGCCCUGCGAAACUGCCUUCUUACAUCAGAAAUGUCUGUGAAGAUCGGCGACUACGGGCUGUCUCACAGCCGAUAUAAGGAUGACUAUUUCAUUACCCAAGACCAGAUUUGGGUGCCUCUGCGCUGGAUCGCACCAGAACUCAUAGAUGAAGUCCAUGGAAACCUGCUGGUUGUUGAUCAAACCAAAAGCAGCAACAUAUGGUCUUUGGGUGUGACUUUAUGGGAGCUGUAUGAGCUGGGAAACCAGCCGUACAGACAUUACUCUGACAGACAGGUGUUGACAUAUGCUGUGAAGGAGCAGCAGCUCAAGCUACCGAAACCUCAGCUGCAGUUCCCCUUGGAUGACCGCUGGUAUGAAGUUAUGCAGUUCUGCUGGCUGCAGCCAGAGCUCAGGCCCAGCAGUGAGGAAGUGCACCUUCUGGUCACAUACCUGUGUGCCAAAGGCUCAAGUGAAGCUGAGGAAGACUUCGAGCAACGCUGGAACGCCUUGAAACCCAAUUUGCUUGGCAGCACGUCGCACACAGCUGCAUCCGCAUCCCUGGUCUUCACUCCCACCCCUGCUGACAUCCCCAGUGCAGACCAAACUCAGGCAGCGGAGCUGGCCUCUUCUGCCUCUUCCUCCUUCCCCCUCCUGGAGCAUUUCUCUGACAGCUUUCACUCUGACACGGGGGAUGACCUCCUGACCGUCACCGAGACGAGCCAUGGACUCAAUUUCGAGUAUAAGUGGGAGCCGGCCCGAGCUGAGCAGCCUUAUUGCUCUUCCUCCACCAGCGGGCAACUGGGUCAGGAGAACCCACACUACCAGGAUAUUUACUAUUCUAACACAGGGAGUACCUCAGUGGGUUGCAAGGCUGACAGUCUGACAUCAAGCAAGUCCCCAUCCUAUUAUGAAUCAGAACACACCAGUGUGGUUCCAGUGCUGAGUGCCCACAGCCCCUCUAUCAGCAGCGAGUAUUACAUUCGUAUAGAAGAACCUGUCCAGUGCAACAUCAAGAUUGAUGAUGGCAUUGGCGACUAUUGCUCAGAACUGGAAUCUGCUACCAGAAGGUUGUCAUCCGAAAACAAAGCUAGUUUUUACUGGUCCACCACUGACAGCACCAGAUCAAAUGAUUCAAGUCCCACCAUUCAACUACACACACACCCACUGCUGAGCCCUUCGUCUAACAACAGUCCAGUAAAGUCAGGUUGCUCUUACAAUUCACUUCCGUCUUAUAGCAGUAAUGCAAUCUACUGUGAUGACUCACCUCCACCUAAUACACAGAAGCAAUCCUCUCCCCUCGAAAAGACACCAGAUAUUCAAACAAACCAUCUUCGUACAGAUGGUGCAUUAGAAAACCCACGCAGUUUAUCCCAGGCUGUCAGCAGCCCCAGUUUAGGAUUCUGCGAUCCGUACCUUGAGCCACACACAGGCCACAGCACAGUCAACGAAAGCUGCCAUAACAUGUUGGGCCCCCUCAGAAAGACGCUACCCAUUAUAAACCACUUUGAUACAGAUGUAGGAGAGGAUGACGGCGAUCUGCAAUCGGGUCGACGGAAAAGUAGAGAAGUUGAGGAUAAAACCAACUGGAUCUCAAACCGUUCAGCAAACAACAACAGCUUUGACAGCAGACACGCAGACGGUGGGAAUGACAAUUGCGAGGCUGUUCGAUCUGACACGACAGAUGCGUGGGCUUUGACCAAGGACACCACGAGAACCUUCCAAAGUUUUAAGCCUUGUGGCACCUUGGGGGGCAACGAAGAAGGCCCUGAAUGGAGUGCAUUAUGCAUGUCCGUUGGUUUAGACUCUUACAUUCAGAUAUGCCACAAAGAGUCGACUCAAGAGGAGAAGCUUGCGAGUUUGGAUAUCUUUCAAAGCAGCAAUGCUCUUAUCAGCCCAAGAAAGAAUAGCAGUGGUGCAGGUGGAGAAAAUAUUGACCCUCAGACUGAUCAAACAGGGAUCUUGUCUGAUAUGCAGAGAAGCAACAUCUGGCAGGGAGUUUCAGCUGGAACAUCUGUUGGCCUGAGUGGCUUAAGGCUGAAUUAUUCAGAGCCGUCCAAAAGCAGCAGAAACCAGCAACAUGCAGUGAACAUUAGGGACUCCAGCAGCUGCCUGGUUGAACUCGGUGACUACAGUGAGGAUGAGGAAGAUGACAUGGCCGAUAUCACAUCAGGGAUCUUUGCUGACUUCAACCUUGACCUGAGUGAGGUUGAGGAGGAGGACCUCAGCCCAAAAAAGAUUUCAGAGGUGAAUUCAGAUUCUUUGGGUGCCAUUAAUGUAGUCUCAUCUGUGGCAAGCUCCUGCGACCAGGCCUUCAGCCCUGAUCCCUACAACACACCCAUCCUGCCCAAAUCUCUGGACAGUGGCUAUGACACAGAAAAUAAUGAAUCUCCAGAGUUUAUGUUCAAAGAGCUCGGAGAUCCGCAUGGUGGUGAAAGUUGCCCUGGGUUGGGUGGAGAAUCCGAAAUUGCGCUGCAUGUUGGUUUAGGGCCAGGUGUCUGCACUUCAACAAUCACCUCAGAGCUACAUGUGAAGAGCCUUGUUGAUAAUCAAUACAGGGAUUCAGCCUACUUCUCGGACUACGACGUAGAAAGUGACAAGAGUCCCAAAGAGGAAGACAAUGGGUUCUUUGCAGAAUCGAAGAAACAUGGUUCUGACAAUACUUUUAACUCUGCAGUUGAGCAUUCUCUUGAAAGCAGUCUAAACUGUGGGAGGAAUUUAACAAACCUGAGACAACUCAAAAGUUGUGUUUUGGCAAAUCUCUCAGAGGCCAGUUCCUACGUAGGCAACAAUAUUCAUACACCCGAGUUGUCCAUGCUGUCACCAUUUCCUCCGCAGAUGGGUGGGUGCCUCACCAAAGAAGCUGCUCCUGCUGAUGACCUGGGGUUGGACACGGAACAUUCGGGGAACGAGCCUGCAUCUGAGCUGAACUCCUUCAGUGGGUCAGAACCCUCCUCUUCUCUCCUGGAAGUCUCUGCAAACCACGAAGAGGCUAGCAGGGGAGCAGAAAGCUGCUCAUCUGUCCAUUCAUCCAUCGCUCAUUGCUCCCACUCCGAAUGCAGAGAAAAACCCCGGGAAGAAAAGGAAAAUGUCGAGGAAUCCACAGAGGAGGAGGAGGUGCCUGAACAGAGUCACGUCAAUGAAGGAAACCAAAGGGAGGGUGGGAGAAUAAACGAGGAGGAUUUUGAGGACAUCGACGCAGAGGAGUGCGACAGCCUGUGUGAGGAAUCCAACGGCCCUCGGGACCUUUCCACCUCCUCGUCGCUGUUGGAGCUUUGCGGAGAAGACGUACGAGCUCCGCUGGAAGAGGCUGAGGACGAAGACGAUUCUGACGAAAGCGAGUCUGACGAAGAGCUGAGAACCUACAACAUCCAGGAUGAAGAGAGCGAGGAGAGCGAAGAGGAUUUCAGGACAGUGCCGGUGGUGGUGAGCGACUGCAGCAGGGCGAGACACCUUCGCAGCCUCCUGAAGAUGCCCUCCAUGCUUACCCAGUCCUUCUGUGAGGAGCUGGAGAGGAAGAAAAAAGCAGUGUCCUUUUUUGACGACGUGACAGUGUUUCUGUUCGACCAGGAGAGUCCCACUGGAGAACUGGCUGACUGUUCGUUUCCCACUGGAGAGGAGCCCAGCGAGCAAGAAACGUCAAACCCAGACCUCGAAGCUCAAUCCGGCGAUGCUCACUGUUUUUCUAAAGAAACAGAGGGAAACAACUCUGAAGAGGAUGAAAAUUACAAAUGGGAAGAUGAGGACUGUGUGGAGACCUGUCCACCCUCACUCGACACCUUUCCCGAUCCCGAGUCCUCACAAACCUCUAUCACAGAUACACCUGAAGUUCCGAAGCCCGUUGCUGUUCCGGUUAACCGUUUCAUGGUCUCUCGAUUCUCCAUCACACACGUAUCUGACUCCCACACAGACACAGCAACAGGGAAUACCGAAGAUAACCCAAAACACUGAGUCUUAAAGGAGAGACCACAGGAGGCGGAGACACAAAAGCAGCAUUAUUAUAUUCAAGAUGAUAUAAAGAGUUUUAUUUUUAUUAGUGUUUUGGGACAACUGAUUUCGAGAACCUUUAUGAGACAUUGCCUCAUAUUGUGGUCAGAUACUUUAUUGAUUUGCACAAACCUUUUAUUUCUUGACAUAAGUGCAAUAGCAGUACGAGAGGAAAUUUGAUUUUAAGAACUGCAGAAGGUGGACACAAAUUUAUAUAAUAUAGUUUGGGGUAAAAAAAAAAAAUCCUGUUUCUGCAGAUCUAACAUAAUUUUGCUUUAUGAAGCUGCCGUUCCUUUUUGGCAACAGUUUUUCCGCUUAAAACAUAAAUGGAAAAAUAAGCAAGGCUUCAUAGCUGCUUCUCCCAUUGGCUGCCUUUUCACAUCCGCUUGGAAACUAGUUCUGUCAACCUUAAGACUGUUAUUGAUUAUUUAAUCAAAAGCAGAAAACUGUACUUGACAGUUUCUUCAUAGAAAGCCAUAAAAGUUGGGGGGUAUUUUAAAUUGAAAUCACAUAAUAUUCACUUCGUGGCACUUUGAGCGAAAAUUCAACCGAUUGACGCGUAAACGCCCAAGUCACCAUUAUCAGUCCUUUUGGUUUACAUUUCACUUUGUGUAGCCUUAGCUACUCUUCAUCUCCCCAAACUGGAACAAAAUGGGCAACCACAAGAUAUUCUGUUUUCAUUCACUGUGCCAGCUGCAGGUUUGUUUACUCGUUUAUAUUUUUUUCCUUUUUGUUUUCUUAAUAGAAUCGGAUGGAUUGAGAGGUGUUUCCACAGAACUUUGUGGUGUCACUGUAAACAUCCCAGUCAUAAAUGUGGAAUGUCACUUGUCAUGUUAAUUUAUCUUUUCUAAGAAAAUGAGUAAAAAAAAUGUCUUGUAUACAAAUGAGCUGUUACACUUUUGGUGAAUGCCUGAGCCUGAGGUGAAACCAAGACAUUCAGAAAAGGACAUAUCUGGUAUAUUGUAUGAAUAUUAUAUCAACAUGUAGCAGGUAGCUUGAGUAUUAUUAUUAAUGCUGUAUCAACUGCUGUAUUCCCUCCCUUUCUGUCCUCCUGUAGCUCCAAGAUUCAAUGCCUUUCCCUCUCACUUUGCCUUUUAAGUUGUGCAAGUUUAAGAAAAAUGUUACCAGUAUUUUUGUAUGAGCAUUUCAAAAAUGCAAUUCAGGACGAGCGUUUAUUGAAUUCGCCAAAGAAAAUUUGCAAAGCCCAUUGGCUUUUAAGUGGCAGACGCCUAUGGGGAAGGUGAGGUUGCUCUAUGCACCAGAAGUGACAUUUUGCGGUUUCCAUUCGUUUCUCAGUAAUCGCUGUUGUACUCUCCACCCCCCUCCAAAAAUAUGAAUAAAUCCAAGUACGUUUUCCCCCUU
This is a messenger RNA of Poecilia reticulata (guppy), 6693 nucleotides long. NCBI's taxonomy places the organism in Eukaryota, Metazoa, Chordata, Actinopteri, Cyprinodontiformes, Poeciliidae. The record is from RefSeq and is a predicted model, not a curated record.